GGAUACAUCACAGCUGUGUCCAAGAAUGUGAUACUUAUGCUUUUGUAUGUCUUCAUCAACUAUAUUAAUGGUACACUUGUCCACACCUUUGUCAGUCAUGAGAUUAUUAAUGAGAAUCCUCGCUACAUACUCUUCAUUCAUAUGGUUGUGAAUGACAUGAUUCAGCUGACAAUUUCUGUGAUGCUUCACCUUAUAGUAUACAUUUUCUAUAGGAUUAAUGUCUCUUUAUGUUGUGUCCUUUUAAUAAUUGCGGUAUUCACAACACUCAACACUCCACUAAAUCUUGCUGGUAUGGCCAUAGAACGUUAUAUAGCAAUCUGUAACCCAUUAUAUCACAGCCAGAUCUGUACGAUGCGAAGAACAUAUAUCUUGAUUAGUCUCAUCUGGUUUCUGGGUUCAAUCCCCAUUUUGCCAGAUCUGUUCAUUCUUGUAGCCACUGAGCCAUCAGAAUUUUUUUAUUCGCCAGUCAUCUGCACUCGAGACUCUGUGUUUCGGCAUCCAUAUUUGGUGGAAAAAAGGAACAUCUCACAUCUGAUCUACCUUUCAUUUGUCUGGCUUACUUUGGUGUAUACAUACUUUAGGAUCAUGUUUGCUGCCAAAGCUGCUGGCUCACAGGUCAAAAAGGCUCGCAACACAAUCAUCUUACAUGGAUUGCAACUUGUGCUGUGUAUGUUCACAUAUAUUGGCCCACCACUUGAAAGCUUCUUCACCACCCUUUUCCCUACAUUUACAUCUGAAAUAAGAUAUAUCAAUUUUCUGUUUGUUCAGGUUUUACCCAGAUUUUUAAGUCCCAUUAUAUAUGGGUGGAGAGACCAAAUGUUGUCAUCAUAUCUGAAAAGGAAGUUCUUGUGUUAUAAGAAGAAAAGUCAAAUAAAAACCACACAUAACACAUAA
Molecule: messenger RNA, 894 nt
Organism: Tachysurus fulvidraco (yellow catfish)
Lineage: Eukaryota; Metazoa; Chordata; Actinopteri; Siluriformes; Bagridae
Product: odorant receptor 131-2-like
Exons: 1
Coding region: 37-894 (285 amino acids)
Biological process (GO): G protein-coupled receptor signaling pathway
Cellular component (GO): membrane
Molecular function (GO): G protein-coupled receptor activity
Source: RefSeq, a predicted model, not a curated record